Oncorhynchus gorbuscha (pink salmon) is the source of this 1257-nucleotide messenger RNA. Its product is annotated as WASH complex subunit 3-like. The transcript has 6 exons. The record is from RefSeq and is a predicted model, not a curated record. Gene Ontology annotation, biological process: actin filament polymerization; exocytosis. Gene Ontology annotation, cellular component: WASH complex. Lineage: Eukaryota; Metazoa; Chordata; Actinopteri; Salmoniformes; Salmonidae. The coding region runs from base 140 to 772 and encodes 210 amino acids.
UGACGUCAGACUUGCGUCACAGUGAAGUCACAUGAGGCGUAAUAAAAUGUCCAUCUCGCUUUUGCAGAUUUUCAGUAAGAUAUUACUAUUAAACAAAGUAAUAGCGAGUUAAUCGAUAGUUUGCCAGAACGAUAAAAACAUGGACGAGGACGGUUUACCGAUUGUGGGAUCAGGAAUAGAUCUGACCAAGGUCCCAGCCAUACAACAGAGGAGAGUCGUUGCCUAUCUCAACCAGUUCAUAGUGCACACUGUCCGCUUUCUCAAUCGUUUUUCGACAGUUUGCGAAGAGAAACUUGCAUGCAUAUCUCUUCGGAUACAGCAGAUUGAAACUACCCUCAGCAUUUUGGAGGCAAAGCUCUCCUCUAUUCCUGGUUUGGAGGAUGUCAGGGUGGAGGGUGUUGGUCAGCGGCCAGCUACAGAGGUUAAUGGACCAGUCACAGUUGUGGUCCCAAGUCAACCAGAGACCCCUACAGCUGUGGCUGUGCCAUUGCCAACUCCUGAGGCUUCUCCAAACAUAACAGAACCAAGAGCAGCAGAGGCAGCAGGAGACAGUUGGAUGACUGUGGCCAAGGACCCACGCUAUGCCAGAUAUCUCAAGAUGGUGCAAGUGGGUGUUCCAGUUAUGGCGAUAAAGAAUAAAAUGGUCCAGGAAGGUUUGGAUCCCAACCUGCUUGACACACCAGAGGCACCUGUGCCUGAUGCCGUCAAAAAGAACACACUGGAUCACGAUGAUGACAGCGACGAUGGCAGUGAGUCAUCUUUCAGCGAUUGAUCUGCUGUCUUAGCCAUGAAGCUGCCUAUAUGGAACUUCCUUCCCUGUCAUCUGUGCUCUGGGCCUUUUCCACUGUGCUGCUGCAGGGGCACAGAAGGACUAGAUGCCAGUGUGUGCUUGACAGGCAGAACUACAAUGCUACCAGACAGAAAGUCCCACUUCUGUGGAAGGGAUCUGCAGGGAUGCAUGGGACUUACAAAAACAGGCAGAUUGUUAAGUAGCUGAAAUCGCAUUGUAGAUUGAGUGAAUGUCAACGAGAAAGAGCUGAUAAUGUCUAUGUCCAGGUCAGCCACUGAUCUUGUGAAUGUUAUAUUUUUGUUUCCAUUUCUUCUCCUGAAACAUUUGAUUGGUCAUGGACAUGGUGUGUCUUUAUUUACAUAGUUUAGCAGUAAAACCGAUGGAAUGACGACCAUGGAAAGUACUAACCAGAUAAUCGAUUAGUAAUUGACCAUUAUUUUCUUAAGAUUGCACUGGGCAAACAUGAU